Cydia strobilella is the source of this 2856-nucleotide messenger RNA. RefSeq names its product splicing factor Cactin (gene cactin). The transcript has 12 exons. NCBI's taxonomy places the organism in Eukaryota, Metazoa, Arthropoda, Insecta, Lepidoptera, Tortricidae. The record is from RefSeq and is a predicted model, not a curated record. Gene Ontology annotation, cellular component: cytoplasm; spliceosomal complex. Gene Ontology annotation, molecular function: protein binding. Gene Ontology annotation, biological process: mRNA cis splicing, via spliceosome. The coding region runs from base 137 to 2263 and encodes 708 amino acids.
CAGAUGCUUUGCUUCGUCUGCUGGGGCUGCUGUAUUCUGCGUAAUAUUUUCUAAAAAUCUGAAAUACACAUUUUUUUUGUAAGGGCUAUGUUAAAAGUAAUGUAUUAAGACACAUAAGGACCAUUAAUAAUUAGAAAUGUCUUCAAGAUACGAAGUAAGUACACGCCGAGAGCGUUCACGCAGUCGCUCGUUGGAGCGCCAUCGCUCACGGAAAGAGCACAAAGGGCGGUCGCGAACGCGGUCACCCGCGCCGUCAAAACACAGGUCACCCAGCAGGGAGAAGAGUAAACAUAAGAAAAGUAAAAAGAAAAAAAAGAAGAAGAACAGGAGCAGUAGCUCGUCAAGCAGCAGCGACACGGACGAGGAGCUGAGGCUGCUGCAGCGGUUGGAGGCGGAGCGCCUGAGACUUAAAGAGGAGAGGAAGAAACAGAAAGAAUUGCAGAAGGCCAAUGAGACUCCAGAGGAGAAACGAGCCCGCCGUCUAAAAGCGAAGCAAGAAAAAGAGCGCAAACGCCGCGAGCGGAUGGGCUGGGACAACGAGUAUCAAUGCUACACCAACCAAGACAAUCCGUUCGGAGACUCGGCACUCACACACUCAUUCGUUUGGACCAAGAAGUUGGCUAAAGAAGGUGUGAAAGCGGUCAGCAGAGACGAGCUCGAAGCUAUGAACCGGCAGAAGCAACUCGAGAAUAAAAUUGAGCUGGAAAAGGUGAAGCAGCGUCGAUUGGAGCGCGAGGCGGAGCGCGCGGAGCGCGAGGCGGAGACGGCGGCCGCGGCGCGCGCGCGCGAGGCCGCGCAGUUCGACUCGUGGGCGCGGCAGGAAGACGCGUUUCAUUUACAACAAGCUAGGUUGCGCUCGCAGAUCCGCAUCCGUGACGGACGUGCGAAGCCGAUCGACCUGCUCGCUUGGUACGUGGGCUCGGAGCAGUGUGUAGACGCGCUCGAAAUGCACGAGCCCUACACCUACCUCAACGGUCUCCAAGCCCCGGACCUUGAAGACUUGUUGGCCGACAUUGCCGUGUACAAGUCUUUAGAGCAAGAGCAAAACCAGCGGUACUGGAAAGAUGUGGAGACCAUUGUGCAGGACGAGCUAGCAAAGCUACGGAGAGCUGCACCCGAGCCCCAUGAAGCGGUACAUCGUGACACCGUGCACCAGAGCGUGGCCGAUGACGUCACACAAAUUUUCAAAGGCAAGACGGGCGCACAGUUGGAAGCAUUACAAUCGCAGAUCGAGCAGAAGAUCAGCGCCCGCGCUGACAAUAUCGAUGUGGGCUACUGGGAGAGUUUACUUAGCCAACUCAAAGCACACAUGGCCCGCGCUCGGCUGCGCGACCGACAUCAGAAUAACUUGAGGCGGAAGCUGCAGCUGCUGAAGCAGGAGCAAGGGGUCGCGGCCAAGCCCGAACCGGACACGAGACCGGACGCUGAUGAACCUCAACCUACCGGAUCUACAAGUCCCAAAGCGGAGGCGGCGACGGAGGCUCGCGCGGAGGCCCCGGACUCCGGGUCGGGCGACUCGGAGCCCGAGUCGGAGUCCCUGGCGGCCUGCGUGGCGCUGUACCGCGCCGGGCGCUACUCGCCCGCGCCGCUCCCCGCGCGCGCGCUGGAGCCCGGCACGCUCACCACGGACGCGGACAUCGACGACCAGCGGCUGCAGUAUCUGAGAACGAGAGCGCAUGCAGCGAAUGCACAAAGAGCACACGAACAGGGCGCCCCCUCGGCCGUCGGCGUCGGCGUCGGCGUCGGCGUCGGCGUCGGCGGGGCUGCGGAGCCGGGCGCGGCCGUGUUCGAGAGGGAGGCCCGGCGCGGCAUGGGCACCGACGAGGCGCAGUUCAGCGUGGAGGCCGCUCUGGACAGGAGCGAAGCCCUGCCCGUGCCGGCGCUGUGGCCAGACAAGUACCGUCCGCGCAAGCCGCGCUACUUCAACCGCGUGCACACCGGCUUCGAGUGGAACAAGUACAACCAGACGCACUAUGACAUGGACAACCCGCCGCCCAAGAUCGUGCAGGGCUACAAGUUCAACAUCUUCUACCCGGACCUGAUAGAUCCCAAGGCUACCCCGGACUUCUCUCUGAAACCUUGCGCCGACAACCCCGAGUUCGCCGUGCUGCGGUUCCGCGCCGGGCCGCCCUACGAGGACAUCGCCUUCAAGAUCGUCAACCGCGAGUGGGAGUACUCCUACAAGCGCGGCUUCCGCUGCCACUUCCACAACAACAUCUUCCAGCUGUGGUUCCACUUCAAGCGGUACCGGUACCGCCGUUAAUAUAAACCGUAUCAAACUGUACACUACACUACACAGAACAAUACAGUGGCUUUCAAAAUGUGAUUAACUACCAUUGUCUUUCGCAUUUUAUUGUGAUCCGUAUCUUUAAUUUUAAAACUAACACGGGACUUAAUCGCGUACAAACUUACGUUUAUUUAUGGCCUGACGUUUCGAACGUGACGUUACGUUCGUGUUCACAGGCAGACUGGCGAGGAAUUGCCGGGCCAUAAAUAAACAUAAGUUUGAGUUUUGAAUGAUUCAUGGUUAGUUUCACUAGAUUUAUAUUGAUUGGGAUAUUUAAAUCGGUAUCUGUAUCUUUACCAAGAAAACUCUAAGAUGCGUAUAACAUCAUAACAACAUCUUUGGGUUUUUAAAGAACAUGAGUUUUUUUAAAUAUGUAAUCUCCAUCAAUACAUAGUAUAAAACAAAGUCGCUUCCUGCUGUCUGUCUUUCCCUAUGUAUGCUUAGAUCUUUAAAACUACUCAACGGAUUUUGAUGCGUUUUUUUAAUAGAUAGAGUGAUUCAAGAGGAAGGUUUAUAUGUAUAAUUAAUCAGCAUUGCACCCGUGCGAAGCCGGUCAAGGUCGCUUGUUG